CCUCGCCCACCCUCGCCCUCCCCUCCCCUCUCUCUCCUCCCUCAAAACUCUCUCUCCCUCCCUGAAAAUUCUCCGCAUACUGGGUGCCCAAGUGGUGCCGGCAUCUCGCUGAGGCGCGAGAGAGAGAGACAGAGAGAUCCUCCCCUGUUCCCACUCCCCCGCCGCUCCCCCGACCCGCCCUCUCCAGCCCGCCGCCGAGCCGGGAGGAGGUGCUGCAGCUCAGCUCCGCCCCAGCUCAGUCGCCGAGCCCGAGCUGAUCGACCCGCCGGCGGCGAGAUUCGGCCAGGGCACGACGGAGAGAUGUACCGGGUGAAGAGCGAGAGCGACUGCGAGAUGAUGCAUCAGGAGGACCAGAUGGACUCGCCGGUGGGCGACGACGGCAGCAGCGGAGGGUCGCCUCACAGGGGCGGCGGGCCGCCUCUGAAGAAAGGGCCCUGGACGUCGGCGGAGGACGCCAUCCUGGUGGACUACGUGAAGAAGCACGGCGAGGGGAACUGGAACGCGGUGCAGAAGAACACCGGGCUGUUCCGCUGCGGCAAGAGCUGCCGCCUCCGGUGGGCGAACCACCUCAGGCCCAACCUCAAGAAGGGGGCCUUCACCCCCGAGGAGGAGAGGCUCAUCAUCCAGCUCCACUCCAAGAUGGGCAACAAGUGGGCUCGGAUGGCCGCUCAUUUGCCAGGGCGUACUGACAAUGAAAUAAAGAAUUACUGGAACACUCGAAUAAAGAGAUGUCAGCGAGCUGGCUUGCCAAUAUAUCCUGCUAGCGUAUGCAACCAAUCUUCAAAUGAAGAUCAGCAGGGCUCCAGCGAUUUCAACUGCGGCGAAAAUCUUUCCAGUGACCUUCUGAAUGGAAAUGGUCUUUAUCUGCCAGAUUUUACCUGUGACAAUUUCAUUGCUAAUUCAGAGGCUUUAUCUUAUGCACCACAGCUUUCAGCUGUUUCAAUAAGCAGUUUACUUGGCCAGAGUUUUGCAUCCAAAAACUGUGGCUUCAUGGGUCAAGUAAACCAAGCAGGGAUGCUAAAACAGCCUGACCCUUUACUCCCUGGAUUGAGCGACACCAUCAAUGGCGCUCUCUCCUCGGUCGAUCAGUUCUCAAAUGACUCUGAGAAUCUCAAGAAGGCUCUGGGUUUUGACUAUCUCCACGAAGCCAACUCUAGCAGCAAGAUUAUUGCACCAUUUGGGGGUGCACUUACUGGCAGCCAUGCCUUUUUAAAUGGCACCUUCUCUACUUCUAGGACCAUCAAUGGUCCUUUGAAGAUGGAGCUCCCUUCACUCCAAGAUACCGAAUCUGAUCCGAAUAGCUGGCUCAAGUAUACCGUGGCUCCUGCGAUGCAGCCUACGGAGUUGGUUGAUCCCUACCUGCAGUCUCCGACAGCAACUCCGUCAGUGAAAUCGGAGUGUGUGUCGCCAAGGAACAGCGGUCUCUUGGAAGAGCUGCUUCAUGAAGCUCAGGGACUAAGAUCUGGGAAGAAUCAGCAGCUUUCCGUGAGGAGUUCAAGUUCCUCUGUCAGUACGCCGUGUGAUACUACGGUGGUUAGCCCAGAGUUUGAUCUCUGUCAGGACUAUUGGGAUGAACCUCUGAAUGAAUAUGCUCCUUUCAGUGGCAAUUCACUCACUGGAUCCACGGCUCCUGUUAGCGCUGCGUCGCCUGAUGGUUUUCAGCUCUCCAAAAUUUCUCCUGCACAAAGCCCUUCGCUGGGAUCUGGAGAGCAGGCAAUGGAGCCUGCAUACGAGCCUGGGGCUGGGGACACUUCGUCUCAUCCUGAAAACUUCAGGCCAGACGCACUCUUCUCCGGGAACACAACUGACUCUUCCGUCUUCAACAACGCCAUAGCCAUGCUCCUGAGCAACGACAUGAACACGGACUGCAAGCCUGUUUUCGGCGACGGUAUCGUGUUUGAUACUUCCUCGUGGAGCAACAUGCCACAUGCUUGCCAAAUGUCGGAGGAAUUCAAAUGAAUUCCUUGCCGAACCUUGAGCGGUAUCGAUGGAGAUUCUUGGUAUCCCUCACCCUGAUUGUUUUGAGGAAAAAUUCAGAGAAAGCCUCAUCGAUUGUAUACGCUGCGUGCUCGCCGUCGGACAGGUCCUUGACGGCGUAUGCAGCUGCUACCAGAAGUGCUCUCCAUGCAACUAAGCCCCCUUUUCCCCAAUAAAGUUCGUGGAGAUAAGCCGGUUAUCUACUUUUUGUUUGUUUUGUUUCGAACUAGAGAACCUUUUUUUGUCAUCUCCGUGGCAUUUAUUUGAACAAUGUAAAAUCCGUUACUGCUUUUCUGGCGUACUCUCUCUUGCUGAACAUUUCCCCCCAAUUUGUCAAUCAAUAGUAGCAUUUUUUUUUCUCGCA
Aegilops tauschii subsp. strangulata is the source of this 2341-nucleotide messenger RNA. Its product is annotated as transcription factor GAMYB. Gene Ontology annotation, biological process: regulation of DNA-templated transcription. NCBI's taxonomy places the organism in Eukaryota, Viridiplantae, Streptophyta, Magnoliopsida, Poales, Poaceae. The record is from RefSeq and is a predicted model, not a curated record.